AUGGCUUUCAAGACGCCUAUUGGUACCACUCCAUAUCGCCUUGUCUAUGGCAAGUCUUGCCAUCUCCCGGUGGAGCUUGAACACCAUGCUUUAUGGGCUAUCAAAAAGAUAAAAUUUGAUUUAGAAAGUGCGGGGGAGAAAAGGUGGUUGGAUCUUCAUGAGAUAGAGGAGCUUAGACUUGAUGCUUAUGACUGUGCUAGCACCUACAAAGCUCGUUCCAAAGAAGCUCAUGAUAAGCUUAUUGAGAAGAAGGAGUUUUGUGUGGGUGAUAAAGUCCUCCUCUACCACUCGAGAAUGAAGUUAUUUCCCGGAAAGCUCAUGUCAAAAUGGAGUGGUCCUUUCUUGGUGAAAGAUGUUUUUGCUAAUGGCACCGUGGAGAUUUCUCCUUUGGAUUCCUCAUCUUCUUUCAAGGUUAACGGUCAUCGGCUUAAGAAAUAUUUUGAUGGAGUGUUUGUUGGUCUUAUUCAUAAAAUGAUUCUUUUCAAACCACCUUGA
Messenger RNA from Chenopodium quinoa (quinoa), 495 nucleotides. RefSeq lists its product as uncharacterized. The coding region runs from base 1 to 495 and encodes 164 amino acids. The transcript has a single exon. NCBI's taxonomy places the organism in Eukaryota, Viridiplantae, Streptophyta, Magnoliopsida, Caryophyllales, Amaranthaceae. The record is from RefSeq and is a predicted model, not a curated record.